GGGAGGGAAGACCUCUGAGCCGAAAGUGACGAACCAAUGAAAACCCACAGAAGAAACGCAACACCACCACCACCACCAACAAAAACACAAAUGAAACCAAAAGUAAAUCAAAGCACAAUACUUUUCUUCUGUCUUCAGCUAGGGUUCGCUCUUUCCUGAUUCUCUCCGUUCCAUUUUCUUUCCUUUCCUUUUGCUUCUGAAAGCAACAUCUUCCGCUAGCUAGCUCCAUCCACAGAAAGAACACAAGAAGAAACAGGAAUCCCAUUUUUUUGUGACAGUGUAAUGCCCUUUGAUUUGAGCUAUGUUUGUUUCUUUCUUUCCAUGAAACCUUAGGAAAAUGUUUCAGGGGGUAGCAGAGGAAUCUUUGGGGGCCACGAAGGCUGGUCAAACUGUGUUCUUUUGGCUGGUUUCGAGGCCGUAAACGGGUGAGAUCGGUCGGAAUAUUUGAUUUCAGAGCAAGCUUGGAUCUUUUGGGAAACCAUCUAUUUUGAGCUUGGCUUUUGAUAGAUUCGGAGUCGGUGGCUGGGACUCGUUCCGAUAAUGCUGAAUUGGAUCUUGACACUCGGUUGUGUCGUUGGAUAGGUAAGAGAACUUAUUUUUAAAUCACGAGGAAACAUCUGGUGCGAAACGUUGCGUGGUGAUUUUGUUUCUGGUAUUUUGGGAAACACUUUUUACUGUGGUGCUUCGAACGUAUUCGUGAGAAUUCGUUCGGUUUAAGCUCUGAUCUCGAAAUAUUUAUCAUUUAUUGUGCUUCGGGCUGUCUCGUAUAGAGAAAACAGAGGUAACUGCGUUCUAGUUAGGGAUAUUGGUGCCCCUUUUUCGGUUUCUCUCUAUCCUUCUGUUUCUCAAUCUCAGUAUUCUAAACAAAUUUUACAAUUUUAUGAUGUGGACACAAAUUUAAAAAAUGUUCAACUUCUCUUAAGACUUCCGGUUUGUUUCUCUUUUACUGCUCUGGAGCUCUAGCAAGUGCUUCGAGUUGUCAUUAAGAAAGCAAAGCUACUUGGAUUUUAGUUGGCUUUUCUGGGUUACUUGAAUUUGAGGUUAACUUUCCAUAUGUGGCUAGUUGUGUUGCUUUGAAGCUCUAAAAGCCGCUUGAGAUUGUCAAGAGGUGAAGCUACUGGGGGCUUUGUUUCCGUAUUUUUGGUGGGGGUCCUUGAAUCUGGUCUGAGUUAAAUUUGCGGCUGGUUUUGUUGUUUUGAAGCAGCUCUUAAAAGGUUUUGGAGGUUGUGCUUAGGAAGGAGAAGCUAAUUGGCUUUGGUUCAGUCUUUAGUGAAUAAGUUAAAUUUUAGCUGAUUGGAGAUGGCAAUGUCCUGCAAGGAUGGUAAGCUGGCAAUGGACAACGGGAAGUAUGUCCGGUACACACCUGAGCAGGUUGAAGCACUCGAGAGGCUCUAUCACGAUUGCCCAAAGCCAAGUUCGAUUCGCCGCCAGCAGCUUAUUCGUGAGUGCCCAAUUCUUUCCAAUAUCGAGCCAAAACAGAUCAAGGUCUGGUUCCAGAACAGAAGAUGCAGAGAGAAACAGAGGAAAGAGGCUUCGCGGCUUCAAGCUGUAAAUAGGAAGCUGACAGCAAUGAACAAACUUUUGAUGGAGGAAAAUGAUAGGUUGCAGAAGCAGGUCUCGCAUCUGGUGUAUGAGAAUGGUUACUUCCGCCAACAUACCCAGAAUACAACGCUUGCAACCAAAGAUACAAGUUGUGAAUCGGUGGUGACAAGUGGUCAACACCAUUUGACAGCUCAGCAUCCGCCAAGGGAUGCUAGUCCUGCAGGGCUUUUGUCCAUUGCAGAGGAGACUUUAGCAGAGUUUCUUUCAAAGGCCACUGGAACUGCUGUGGAGUGGGUCCAAAUGCCUGGAAUGAAGCCUGGUCCGGAUUCCAUUGGAAUCGUUGCUAUUUCUCAUGGUUGCACUGGAGUGGCAGCACGAGCCUGUGGCCUAGUGGGUCUAGAACCCACAAGGGUUGCAGAAAUCCUCAAGGAUAGGCCUUCGUGGUUCCGCGAUUGCCGAGCUGUGGAUGUUCUGAAUGUGCUGCCCACAGCAAAUGGUGGAACCAUCGAGCUGCUAUACAUGCAGCUCUAUGCGCCUACUACAUUGGCGCCUGCUCGUGACUUCUGGUUGCUUCGCUAUACUUCUGUUUUAGAAGAUGGCAGCCUUGUGGUUUGUGAGAGGUCACUUAAAAAUACUCAAAAUGGUCCAAGCAUGCCACCUGUGCAGCAUUUUGUGAGGGCAGAAAUGCUUCCUAGUGGGUAUCUCAUACGACCUUGCGAAGGCAGUGGUUCGAUCAUUCACAUUGUUGAUCAUAUGGAUUUGGAGCCAUGGAGUGUCCCAGAAGUAUUACGUCCGCUGUAUGAAUCAUCGACUGUGCUUGCGCAAAAGACAACCAUGACGGCUCUACGCCAGCUGAGGCAGAUAGCUCAUGAGGUUUCUCAGUCUAACACUACGGGCUGGGCCAGACGACCUGCAGCUCUUAGAGCACUUAGCCAGAGGCUGAGCAGGGGUUUUAAUGAGGCCCUUAAUGGGUUUACCGAUGAGGGGUGGUCGAUGAUGGGAAAUGAUGGCAUGGAUGAUGUUACUAUUCUUGUGAACUCAUCUCCUGACAAGCUGAUGGGCUUAAAUCUUCCUUUUUCUAAUGGGUUUCCAGCUGUGAGCAAUGCUGUCUUAUGUGCUAAAGCAUCAAUGCUGUUGCAGAAUGUCCCUCCUGCGAUUCUUCUUAGAUUCCUACGAGAGCACAGAUCAGAAUGGGCAGACAACAAUAUUGAUGCUUAUUCAGCUGCAGCUGUCAAAAUUGGUCCCUGUAGCUUACCAGGGUCUCGAGUUGGAAGUUUCGGGGGUCAAGUUAUACUCCCACUGGCUCACACUAUGGAGCAUGAAGAGUUCUUGGAAGUCAUUAAGUUGGAAGGUGUGGGCCCAACUCCUGAAGACACAAUAAUGCCUAGAGAAAUGUUUCUGUUGCAACUCUGUAGUGGAAUGGAUGAGAAUGCUGUUGGAACCUGUGCGGAACUUAUCUUUGCUCCAAUUGAUGCUUCUUUCGCUGACGAUGCACCUCUUCUGCCUUCUGGUUUUCGCAUCAUUCCCCUUGAUUCUGGGAAGGAAGCCUCUAGUCCAAACCGCACCCUGGACCUUGCUUCUGCUCUUGAAAUUGGGCCAGCUGGUAAUAGAACGUCUACUGAUUAUUCUGCUAAUGCUGGCUCUGUCCGAUCUGUGAUGACAAUAGCAUUUGAAUUUGCAUAUGAGAGCCACAUGCAAGAACAUGUAGCAUCCAUGGCUCGCCAAUAUGUCCGCAGCAUUAUAUCAUCAGUUCAGAGAGUGGCGUUGGCACUCUCUCCCUCUCAUUUGAGCUCACAUGCAGGCCUUCGGCCACCAUUGGGUACCCCUGAAGCUCAGACCCUUGCUCGCUGGAUCUGCCAGAGUUACAGGUGCUACAUGGGUGUGGAGCUACUCAAAUCUGGCAAUGAAGGAAGUGAAGCCAACCUCAAAACUCUGUGGCAUCACUCAGAUGCAAUAAUGUGCUGCUCUAUGAAGGCAUUACCAGUUUUCACUUUUGCAAACCAGGCAGGGCUUGACAUGCUUGAGACCACCUUGGUUGCACUGCAAGACAUAACUCUGGAAAAAAUAUUUGACGAUCAUGGCCGAAAAACACUCUUCUCAGAGUUCCCACAAAUAAUGCAACAGGGCUUUGCUUGUCUCCAGGGUGGUAUCUGUCUCUCAAGUAUGGGCCGACCCGUCUCUUAUGAGAGAGCAGUGGCUUGGAAGGUGCUGAAUGAAGAAGAGAAUGCUCACUGCAUCUGCUUUAUGUUUGUGAACUGGUCUUUUGUAUGACAACAACAGAUAGGAGGGAGAUCAUGCUUACAGAACUCCUAAACCCUUAUGUUUUAUUGGCUUGUUAGUCUUUUAGAAAGGAAAAAAAACAAAAACCUCUUGAAUGAUUAAGACUGCGUAUGUGUUA
Juglans regia (Persian walnut) is the source of this 3940-nucleotide messenger RNA. Its product is annotated as homeobox-leucine zipper protein ATHB-15. The transcript is spliced from 18 exons. The record is from RefSeq and is a predicted model, not a curated record. Lineage: Eukaryota; Viridiplantae; Streptophyta; Magnoliopsida; Fagales; Juglandaceae. Bases 1300 to 3813 code for a protein of 837 amino acids. Gene Ontology annotation, molecular function: DNA-binding transcription factor activity; DNA binding; lipid binding.